Caretta caretta (loggerhead turtle) is the source of this 7167-nucleotide messenger RNA. NCBI's taxonomy places the organism in Eukaryota, Metazoa, Chordata, Testudines, Cheloniidae. The record is from RefSeq and is a predicted model, not a curated record.
UUCAGCCAAUCAAAAGUGGCGGAUUGCUGUUGCCGUGUCAAGACUGGGGGCGAGCCUAGGGCGUUCCUUAGCUGCCGCCGCUCAAUGGCGUCGCGGUGGCGGCCUUGGAGAGCGGCGAGCGCAGCUCAUGCAGAAUUUCAGCUUGAUGACAUUGAACAUAUGUGGACAAUUGUGAUUAAAAAAUAACCGAAUUUGUGCAGUUAUAAACAUGUCAAAGAGUUUGUCAUCAAAUAUUUGGAAGUAGAAUCUAUGUAUCCUUCAUAACAGGACUGAAGAUUAUGCACCUAAAAUGACUCUUCAGGAGAUGGUGCAUCAGGCAGCCAGUCUGUAUUCUGAUAGAAAAGCAGUAUGUUUUGAUGAAUGUAAUAAGCCUCCAAUUUUCUACACUUACAAGGAGGUUGUUAGUCUUGCCACAGAAUUAACGGUUUUCCUGCAACACUACUGUGAUCACAGAGGAACAUUUGAAAUAGGCCUGUACUGCUAUCCUGGAAUAAAUUUACCAUCUUGGAUUUUAGGAAUCCUCCAAGUUCCAGCUGCAUAUUCUCCUCUUGAUCCAGAUGCACCACCAGUAUUAUCUACCUAUUUUAUGAAGAAAUGUAGCCUCCAGUAUAUCCUUGUUGAGAAUGACAAAAUAAAUAAAUUCAAAAUAUCCCAUGCUGGCUGGUUUUACCAGAGUUCUUUUGCAAUAGAUCAUGUUGGUUUAACUCUUUUCCAAAUUAAUUGGAACGAUGUUGAUGUAAAUCUGCUGUUAGAUGGCGCAGAAGACAAAACUGGAAUCUCCAAAGCUACAAGUAAUUGGGAGACAGAUUACGUAGCUGACCUGGACCAACUUAAAGCAAAGACAUCACAAAGGGGGUACAUGGAUGUCAGGCAGCAACAUUCCUUGGCAUACAUCUUGCAUACGUCAGGAACUACAGGGAUCCCCAAAAUAGUCAGAGUACCUCAUACAUGUAUUGUGCCAAAUAUUCUUCAUCUUCAAUCCCUAUUUAAGAUCACACCAGAUGAUAUGCUGUUCAUGGCCUCACCUCUGACGUUUGAUCCAUCUGUAGUUGAGUUGUUCGUUUCUCUGAUAAGUGGAGCCUCUCUGCUUAUAGUACCAAACCCCAUAAAAAUGAUGCCUCUGAAGUUGUCUGCCGCUCUUUUUCACCGUCACAGGGUCACAGUAUUACAGGCAACACCAACAUUUCUCAGACGAUUUGGAGCUCAACUUAUUAAGUCAACUGUGUUGUCUGCCAGCACUUCACUCCGUGUCUUAGCCCUCGGUGGAGAAGCAUUUCCUGCACUGAAUGUCUUGAGAAGCUGGAAAAGCAGGGAAAACAAAACACAUGUUUUUAAUCUCUAUGGCAUUACAGAAGUGUCAAGCUGGGCCACUUGCUACAGGGUUCCUGAAGAAGUUCUUAGCUCUGAUCUUCGAUUUGAUUCGCCUGUGCCACUGGGAUCACCAUUGCUUGGAACAACAGUUGAAGUCAGAGAUGUCACUGGUUCUGCAGUUCUAGAUGGAGAGGGACAAGUUUUCAUAGGUGGUAAAGAACGAAUCUGCUUCCUUGAUGAUGAAGUAAUUGUCCCUUUGAACACAAUGAGAGAAACAGGGGACUUUGUGAGAGUGAAGGAUGCAGAGAUGUUUUUCUUAGGACGGAAGGACAGUCAGAUUAAACGUCAUGGCAAACGUCUUAAUAUUGAAUGUGUACAGCAGGCUGCUGAACGUCUUUGUCAUGUGGAAGCCUGUGCAGUGACAUGGUAUCAACAGGAAAAGUUAAUCUUGUUUGUUGUACCUAAAGACAACUUAGCAAGAGACACUCUUAAGGAACUCCAGAAACAUCUCCCAACCUAUGCAAUCCCUGAUGAACUUGUGCUGAUAGAAACUUUGCCUUUCACAUUGCAUGGCAAAAUCGAUGUUUCUGAGCUGAGCAAGAUUUACAGUAACCAUCUAAAUUUCAGAAGGCAUGACAGUAAGCUGAGUGGAGCAGAGGAAUUGUGGGAAAGAUUGCAGUAUUUAUGGAAGUCUCUCCUGAAUCUUCCAGAUGAUUCACCCAGCAUUUCCAAAGAUUCACUGUUUCUGUACAGUGGUGGAGACUCCUUGAAGUCACUACGGUUUCAUGAUGAGAUUGAGAAUUUGACAGGCAAAGCCAUCCCUGGGCUCCUGGAAAUUAUUCUCAGCAGCUCCAUUGCUCAGGUUUACCAACAUGUUCUUAAAGCUGUAUUCCCAAGUGAGGACCAAAUAAUGGAUCGUAACACUGUGAAAAGAACACUGACUGAGAGCAGUGGAGGGGAAUUCCACGGAGAACACACAAAACAAAAAUCUAGAAGGUACUUUAAUGCUGCUGCAGGAUUGGUUGCAUUUAUUGCACUAAACCGAGGAAAUCGGAUGUUGUCGAUGACUUCCCCUGAGUCUCUUAUGAACCCAUAUAAUGUAGGACAGGCAGGAAAAAAGUUAAGACAACAAGCAUCUUAUUCAUCUGCUGUAACUUCUAAUACAAUGAAAUAUGAAGUGACAGAGAAUAAAUCUGGAAAGAGCAGAAGCAGUCCAGAAAUUGCAAGGAAGGCAAAUGAAACAGGUACUCAUUCUGUAGAACAAGCUCCUUCAGAAGAGACUUUCUUAAAAAUGCCUGAGAAGCUGAUAUUACAUGUAAGAUGGAAGUCAAAUAUGGGCAAAUGUGUAGAUGCCUCCCCAUUAGUUAUAAUACCAGCCACGGAUGAUUUAUCUGCAACUGUAUACGUUGGGUCCCAUUCUCACACAAUGCAGGCAAUUGAUCUAUGCUCAGGAAAAAUCAAGUGGGAGAGAAUCCUUGGAGAUCGAAUUGAAUCGUCUGCAUGUGUGUCUAAGUGUGGAAACUUCAUUAUUGUUGGCUGCUAUAACGGCUUAGUGUAUGUACUUAGAAGCCAGAAUGGGGAAAUACACUGUAUCUUUACCACUGAAGAUGCUGUGAAAAGCUCUGCAGUUGUGCAUCCUUCCACUGGACUAGUCUACAUUGGAUCGCAUGACCAACACAUAUAUGCUCUGGAUAUUUAUAAGGAGGAGCGUGUCUGGAAGCUGCACUGUGAAGGUGGAGCUGUGUUUUCGUCUCCAUAUCUAAGCAUCUUGCCAGAUCACCUGUAUGUUGCUACGCUAGGCGGACUUUUAUUGGCUGUAAAUCCAGAUACGGGGAAUAAGAUCUGGAAAAGUUCCUGUGGAAAACCCCUCUUCUCCUCUCCCCACUGCAGCGAGCAGUAUGUGUGCAUUGGAUGUGUGGAUGGGAAUGUGCACUGUUUUAGCCACUCAGGAGAAAAGGUUUGGCAGUUUUCCACCAGUGGACCAGUCUUUUCAUCCCCAUGUAUCUCAAGUUUAAUUAAGCAAGAAAUAUAUUUUGGCUCCCAUGACUGCUUUAUCUACUGCUGUAAUAUGGAAGGUAUCAAUGGGGAGGUGAAGAGUACCAACUAGUAGCUGAAGAACACCACUUUGGAGAAUACCACUGAAGAGGACCUGGUUAAAACACAACAUUCAGUGGCACCUUACCUGCUAUAAGAAGAGCACCCACUAAACUGAAUUUGGCAAGGCUGGAGCGGAGGUACAUCGACCAUCAGAAAAAAGUUGAAGAUGCUGGGACAAGUGCUGGGUGUGGACAAGACUUGCCUUGUACUUAUAUUGAGAAGACCACCACCUUCUGCCCUAAACUGAAAGCAUGGAGGCCUCCAUGAAGCACAGUUUCAACAUAAGACACUGUAUGAAGCAGUCGCUCUUUGUGAGAAUGUUGCAUGGAAAGUUAAGUUGGUGCAUUGACCCAAAGGAUACGCAUGCAUACACCACUGCUUAUCCCAUCGAGGACUGCACCGAAAAUGUAUCUAAUGUGUUGUAUCAAGAAAAAAACAAUACAAACAAAUACUGAUUUUACUACUGCAAAGUGUGUGACUCAGCUGGAGUUCAUAAAUUGCCUCAGGCUCUAAUGGAUGGAAAGUGGUAGAGAUGGUCAAUGCAGAGGCGAAGUACAGAGAAAUAUAUGCUUUAAAUGAAAGUGAAGAGGAACAUAUGCUUAGCAGAAAGGCUUAUAAAGCAGUUAUUGAACUGUGGGAUAGGGACAUAGUUUUUAGCAAUCCUAUCCGCAGAAAUGAAUCACUGCGUAUGUCCUUAAAAGCUACAAAAGGUGUGGUGUGAGAAGUGAAAUCACUGAUGUCAACAAUAGUAUGAAGACUCCAGGUGCAGCUACUAAAAUUUUUUUUUAAACAAAAGCAUUUUGUCCUGCAGUACAUAGGAGUUUCAAGGAUCCAUAGCUGACGCCAAACCUGAAAAAAUACCACAUGACCUGUACUUCAUUUUUAAGUGGUGCAUUGAUGGUUGCACUGACUUGAGCACUAGCAAGCAUGAAGGUAAGCAAGUGGAGCACAAAGCUGCCAUUUUAUCGCAAAGCCUCAUGGAUGAGUGCUUGAGUGAAAGGCAGGUUUCCAAUAUGCACACAACAACGUUGUGGUAUGUGCAUAAUCUACCACUACAAUUGGCUGUUGCUUUAACAAUUCAUUCCAGAACCAAUAGUAAAUUCCUCAAGCAGCUUAGGCACAGCAUUGGCUCCUCCAUUGAUUACAACAAACUACUCCGAGUUCUUCCACAUCAAUCCUGGUACCAUGGAGAAUUGCUUGAAGAAUUUCAUUGUUGCAUGGCAUAAUGAAGCUGCUACCUCUUUCCGUUCAGUGCAGUUUCUUCCUAGUUCCUGUGAGGAGGCCGAUACUAAAAUUAUCUUGAAUGCCGUCAGUGGCACAGAGGUACUACUAAACUCUGGAUUUUUGCACAAGACACAGAUGUUUUAGUGCUCUCUGUGAAAUGCUACCCAAGAUUUCUGCAAGAUUGUUUUUGUGGCUGGGGCUAGGGAACAAUUGCUGUAUGUCCCUCAGAAAUGUGUUCCUAUCCCUUGGACCAUUAAAAGCUGCCACACUGUGAAAUUUCCAUGCCCUUUCAGGAUGUGACAAUACUGGAAGUUUGGCUGAAAAGACCAAAUUAUCUUAUUCAAAGGCACUAAAGAUGUUCAUAUGCCGAGUUUACCAUUUGAAGGCCAGCAUUAUCGCACAUGCACAGCUACAUAGCUGAAUGUUUUCCAAAAGCGGAUGGAGAAAAAGGAGAAAAACUGCCACUGACAAGAGUCAAGAGGGAAAAUUCCAUGCAGUAGAAUGGCUCUAGGACAUCCAGAAACUACCCUUCCCAACGGGACAUAAAUGAGUCUUGGAGAAUGGACUGAUCAUGCCAGUUAUGUGUGAAAUACUAUGUGGUCCCCGAACAAUCCUUCUACUAACUAAAUGCUUGUGUCAAAGACCAGAUGCUCACCAUCCUGCAGAUGUUUGGCCAGAAGUCUGCCUUGUACAGAGAUGUGAGUGUGUUGUGCAGAUGAGGAUCAGUGUCACGUGUCUAGCAGUGAAGCCCUAGACUGAGAUGACACUGAUUAACAAAUGGUUUCAUUCUUACAUGUCAAGGCUAACUUCAUUAGGAUCAGUGAAAGAUCAGUAUCUCUCUUUAUGUAAGCAAUGAAUCACUGUUAAAGUAUCAUUUAAAAACAAACAUUGAUUUUUAAACAUUUUCGUGUGUGUGUGUAUGUAUAUACAUAUAUAUGUAAUUUAAUUGUUCUAGGUUUGGUACCACUGUGUUUGCAGGAGAAAGAACUUUUGACAUAUACCCAACUCCAACCCAUUUCUAACAACAUUGUAUUAUUAAAAUUUCCACCAACCGGAGGAGCUGGGAUGUAGCAUGUCGUCUCUCUCUCUUCACCCCGCUGCGAAGUAUGACACUAUUGGAAUUAUGAUUCUGUAGAUUUUUUUUUUACAAACCAGAUGGCCCCUCCCUUACCUUUCUGUUGCUAACUUGCCCACAAAAUGAGAUUUUACUACAUUAUGCUCCCACACUAAAAGAUAACUCUAUAACCCCUGUCUUUAUUUUCAUGGCUCAGGUAUAGUGCAAGCAGCCCUAUCCUGUUCAACCCUGACCUAAAGGAACCACCUCUAGAUUAGCACCGCUGGAAUAAGUAUCAGAUGUGGAGGCACUUUGUGUGGACAGCUAUCCCCUAUCUAUGGGCCUGAGUCUGCCCAACUUUUGUAACAGAUUUUAAAAAAGAAUCUGUAACUGGUGGGGCAGGGUGUGGGGGAAAACCCCCAAAACUUUAAAAAGCAGCCUGUUUCCCACAGAAUUUUAGAGAAACACUGAUUAGUUUAAAAACUAUCUGACCCAUUUUUUUGGCAGUAGGAAUUCUAUAAGCCUGCACAACAGCUGGUAGCAGAGAAUUUGGAAAGAUGGUUGCUUCUCUAUGUAGAGUGUUUGAAAUAUCACUUUCCAAACAGCCCCUGUUGUAGCUGCUUUCAGUGCAAGGCUGAAGUAUCUUGGUUUUCAAAUAUUUUUCAGUUCUUUAAAGAUAUCUUUAACAUGCAUAAUGUCAUAAGGGACGGUAGAUUUGCCAAGUUCCAGUGUAGGCCUUUAUAUUAAAUGACUGCAUGGUCAUAACCUUCAUCAAACACAUCUAUAUUCAUAAUAAGCAGAUAUGAUGCCUGUUAUAUUUGUUCUUCCAAUAUCGCUAUUUGAUCUCAGAGGUAAAUAGUGACCAAGAUGAAAUCUAGUUCAAUACAUGCUUGAGGCACAAUGAAUUUUGAUCAAAACAAGAGGUGUCAGCACAGGCAUUGUUACAUAUUUCUGAAGACAUUCAGACCCUGUUUGAAAAUCUCUACAUUAUGAAUUGCAAAAGUAAUUUUUCCUGUGAAACUCAGUUUUUAGGGCGGUGAGGCUGAGUUAAGAGGGCCAGAAAAAUUAUAACUAGCUUCCAAUGAUGAUCUAAUUAGGAAAAAGUCUAGCAUAUAGUUGGUGGGCAGUUCAGAGGUAAAUGUGUUUCACUGAAUUCUUCUGCUAUCAAGAUAUAGUCAUUGGUAUAUAUUGGCUGAGUGGUUAAUAAUGUUACAGUAUUCAUUAUUAUUGAUCUGUGAGGCAUUAGACAACACUAACUGGAUUACUUCAUCACUUUUCAGCCAACUAUAAACCAUAACCCUUAGCACCUAGUAGUACAGAAUAUACAGAUUCAGACCGACUUCUACUGAGAAUACAUAAAUCAGAUACUACGUAACGUUUAGCAACAUUCUCUCAGCACAUUUGUCUCCAAAGAGUAAGUCAUAGGAAGGCUAUGUCAGGAGUUCUAACCAAAGAGCAUUAGCAAUACUUCAUACUAAUCC